Penicillium bovifimosum is the source of this 600-nucleotide messenger RNA. RefSeq names its product xanthine phosphoribosyltransferase. NCBI's taxonomy places the organism in Eukaryota, Fungi, Ascomycota, Eurotiomycetes, Eurotiales, Aspergillaceae. The record is from RefSeq and is a predicted model, not a curated record. Gene Ontology annotation, biological process: IMP salvage; GMP salvage; XMP salvage. Gene Ontology annotation, cellular component: cytoplasm. The coding region runs from base 1 to 600 and encodes 199 amino acids. Gene Ontology annotation, molecular function: hypoxanthine phosphoribosyltransferase activity. The transcript is spliced from 4 exons.
AUGAAAGAUUCUCGGCAGGUUCACAAGCUCUGCCAGUCCUCGGCGAACCAGAUCCUCAAGGAAUUCCACCCUAACCUUAUGAUCGCCAUCGGCGGUGGUGGUUAUGUCCCUGCCCGCAUCCUUCGUUCCUUCCUCAAGCAGCCCGGUGACCCCAACAUUCCCAUCCAGGCCAUCGGUCUUUCUCUCUACGAGGACUUGGGCCGCGGAGACGCCGAGGAGGUCCCCGGUACCAAGGUCACCCGCACGCAAUGGCUGGACCUGAGCUCUUUGGAGAUGGCCAACUUGAUCGGCAAGAACAUUCUUAUCGUCGAUGAGGUCGAUGAUACCCGCACAACCCUGGAGUAUGCAGUCCGCGAGCUCGAGAAGGAUGUUGAGCUCGCUCAGAAGCAGCUUGGUCGCGAGGGCGAGAAGACCAACUUCUUCGUCUUUGUUUUGCACAACAAGGACAAGGCUAAGAAGGGUGUCCUGCCCGUCGAUAUGAUGGAGGGCGGCCGCUACCACGCCUCGGUCACCACCGAGGAUGUCUGGAUCUGCUACCCUUGGGAGGCCAAGGACAUCGACGAGCACGAUGCUCUGGCCAAGGAGAACCCCCUUAUCUAG